Messenger RNA from Durusdinium trenchii, 1326 nucleotides. The record is from the annotation of a GenBank genome assembly. NCBI's taxonomy places the organism in Eukaryota, Dinophyceae, Suessiales, Symbiodiniaceae.
CUCAACAGGACUGCGCUUGCUUGGUGUUGUUGGAUCAGACUGAGCUCCUUGUCAAACAAAGGCUGGGUCAGCCAAGCUCCUUUGGCGGAAGCAGAUCAAGGUUCACCGAAGUGUGUAGCCAGUUUCCUCGGCAGAUGGCUGUUUAUUGCACAGGCACCGUCAAUAUACAGCUUGACUUACCCGCAGCGGAGUACACACGUCUCUAUAUUAUGUCUUUACCAGCUCUUCGGCCAUUAUCUUUGGAAGGUGCUAAAAAAAUGAUGCAACAGCGGCAAAUGACGCAAUACAAGGAUGAGGUGUUCAAUCAAAUAUUUCUUUUGUCUGCUGGGGUUCCACGACUUCUGGGGUUUGUUUUUUCGGACAGAUGGUGAAUUAGCAUCAACUAUUCCGGUUGCAUUCAACGCCAUGUCGGGUUGCUUCAAAGAGGCCUAUCAAUCUGCGGCGCCUUUUUUUGAUCAGCCUGAAGUUGCUUGGCCGUUGGUUCUUUGCUCAGCAGUCCGCUGGAAAGCAACAGACAGCAAGCUUGUGCCUGGUACAUCAAAAAGGUGGGCAGAGGUUUUCGAGGCAGGAGCAGCAUUUCCAGACAACGGUUUUGUGCUGAUUCCACGAGUUUGGUGGUGUGAGGAUGACGAGGUCGAGACUGCUUUGAUUCGACAAGGUUUGAAGGUGAACAUCAGCCUGGAAGGCCUCUUGCCAGAUCCCGCCAAGUUGCUUCAGUCGAUGUCUAAAGGCCCACUUUUCCGAGGGACACUGUGGGAAGAGCAGGUUUGCAAUGCUUUGGCCGCCCGUUUUCAUUUGUUCUGCCUGGCAGCUGACAAAACUCCAUGCGACACCUACAUACCUUUUCUAGAUAUCUAUCCUACGACAGACGACCAUUUACGCAGUGUAUUGGAACAAUUCAGUGUUUGCUGGAGCAACGGGGUCGAGUAUCCAAAGAAGGAAGCAAGUGUCCUGGAGAGGGUCGGGAAGGCUAUCAAGUCCAACAAGAACAUCAAGAAUGCUCAUCACGACUUGCUGAUCCCGGUAAAGCGAAUUGCAACAGGAGACCUCGAGUACAUCGCAGCACAAUGUCGCUAUGGAAUCCCCAAACCUGCAAAAGACUUGACUAAGACAUGCCAGGACAAAACCAGAAAACCCAGCAAGAAUGAGACGAGAAAUGACCUUCCUGACAUGCCGAAUGUACUGCUGCAAAUUUGUUCUGAAGCUGAAGGAAUGCAGCAGUUUGAUCAUAGGAAAAUGUGGGCAAAACGCCAACGGGAGAAGAGAUACUCACUCAUGAGUUGUGAAGCUAUAAUCGCGCAGCUUGCCGUGCUCCGCAUCUUGUGA